This is a messenger RNA of Brassica rapa (field mustard), 733 nucleotides long. Its product is annotated as myosin-11-like. The record is from RefSeq and is a predicted model, not a curated record. Gene Ontology annotation, molecular function: ATP binding; actin filament binding; microfilament motor activity. Gene Ontology annotation, biological process: actin filament organization; pollen tube growth. Lineage: Eukaryota; Viridiplantae; Streptophyta; Magnoliopsida; Brassicales; Brassicaceae. Gene Ontology annotation, cellular component: membrane; myosin complex; actin cytoskeleton.
AUUUUGUUUUGUCGGAAACUGUUAUCGGUUUGUGGGAAUCCCUCUCCGGUGUGUCUGUUUGUCUCGGAAUCUACAGAUUCUAUAGGUUUCUUACGUAACAAGUCACUAUACUGUGGGAAAAUAUCCCGAAAAAUGGAUCUCCUUCACUUGUAAUCAUUGUGAAGAAGAAACGACAGGCCAAUAUUCAACAAUGGGAACUCCGGUAAAUAUGAUUGUAGGUUCUCAUGUUUGGGUUGAAGAAGACUCAGACGUGGCUUGGAUUGAUGGCGAGGUUGAACAGCUCACUGGAGAAGAAGUUGUGAUCCAAGCCACAACUGGAAAGAAGAUCACUGCAAAGUUGUCAAAGAUAUACCCAAAGGAUGUGGAAGCUCCUGCAGGUGGUGUUGAUGACUUGACAAAGCUGUCUUACCUGCACGAACCUGGUGUCCUUCAGAACUUAAAGAUCAGAUAUGAACUUAAUGAGAUCUAUACAUACACAGGAAACAUCGUUAUAGCGAUUAAUCCUUGGCCGUGAGAUAGAUGGAUGGAUGGAAGCUAUAUAUAUAUAUAUAUAUUUUUUUUUUUUAUCUUGUUAAUUAUGCUAUAACGAUUUAUAUUUCUUAGUAAGUACAUUGAAAUCUGGUUACAUAAGCGAUUGCUCUAUUGGAGUCUGUAACUUUGGUUGAUGUGUAGAUAUCUCAAAAAACAUGAAUAAAUAUGUAGAGACUAAUGGACAAUAGUCUUUAAUCUCUAA